AUGGUGAAACAAACAAAAGACGGUAAAGCAAUGGCAACACCGAAAUCUGCCACCAAAACGCUGUCAAAAACUCCAAAGAAGGCCGAAAACACUCCUUUGCCAAAGAAGUCGCCGAAAACCCGAGCGCAAAAGGCUGCUGCUGCGACACCCGCACCGCCGACUCCAAAAACUCCGCCUACUGUUUCUAAGAAACAAAAAAAGAAGGCUGCGAUCGUAAUUGAAGACUCUGAUGAAGAUGUCGUGGUUGAGAAAACAGUUGAAUCAACGAAGGUUGUUCCUAAAAAAGAAGAAAUUAAAGAAGAAGCAGAGGCGAAUGAUGCUAAAACAAAGUCUAACAUUAAAUCGGCUCCGAAUAAGAAAAAAGUUUCGACUGCACCAGCAGCCUCGAAGAAACACUUUGAUGCUACUCAACGAAUCCAAGAAGCAAAGGAUCAGGCCCUAUCAGCGAUCAGUUCACUCAAAAAGUUCUUCGCAGAUAAAAACGACAAAUCAUUGUUUCCGGACGUUGAUUAUGCAUUGUCUAUUUCCGUGUCAUACAAGAAACCAGCUAUUGUCACUGAUCAAGGAAGACUCAAGAUCCAGAUUCCUAAUUCGGGAAAAACAAUUAAUAACACGACUAUUUGUGUUAUUAUGCCGGACCUUGAUCAGUCAGAUGAUGCGAAGCGGGAAUUCGAUGUUGAAAAACAAGCGCGUGAGUGGGCUGAUAAGAUUGAGAAGGAUCAUGGAUUGACGAAUGCUCACAUUACGAAAAUCAUGACGAAGAGAGAAGUUGAGCGAGUCGCGCACACGUAUAAAGAUCGACGAGCACUUGCUUCUCAAUAUGACAUGUUUCUCGCCGAUGAACGAAUCUACAAAUCAACUCAAACAUUUUUGGGGAAAGAGUUCUAUAGAGCGCACAAAGCUCCUCUUCCGUUCCGUUAUGAGAAGCCAAUGACAACGACAAUUGAGAAUGCGCUUCGAACUGUCAUCUACCCACUCAAGAGAUAUCUUCCGCGUGUCUCCGUCAACGUUGGUCAUCUCGGUCAAUCGACUGUUGAGAUCCAUGAAAACAUUUCGGCUGUUCUCGAUGCUAUCUCGAAAGGUUGUCCCGGAGGAUUCUUCAACAUUCGAAACAUCUAUUUGCAUCCGUCUUCUGCUGAUCCGCAACUUCCAAUUUAUGCUGAUGACGGAUCUGCUACGGAGAUCAAACUUCCAUUGUCAUCGAAACGAGAUAACGAGAAGCUGAAAGAAGUUGUUGAUGAUUGCAGCACAUUACCGGAAGGACUAAAGCUUGCUGUGAGAAAUAACGGAAGAAUUCGUGUAUUGAAAGAAGAUACUUCCGAGGCAGUGCUCUAUCCUACAAUUAAAGAUGAAUGGUCUGAAAGAGACAGCAUCAAAGUUACCAUCGAUCCUGCUAAAGUUUUGAAAAAGAGAAUCAAGAGAAAGAAGACCAAGGAAUUCAAGGCCAAGCAAGCUUUGUUGCGUGCCAAGGCAAAGGCUAAAAAAAGGCAAAGUGGCAUCAUCUCCAGUGCUCCGGAACCGAAAAAGACCAAGACGAAAGCAUAUUACACGGUGUGUGCUCUGACAUAUCCAAUUUACGUUGGAAUCAACUAUAAGAGUUAUGUUCCUGAUCGAGCACAGAUUCUUGGCGGGAGAUCUCUGCGUGACGAAAUUCUCAAUCCCAAAAAUGUGAAGAAGAUUUGA
Messenger RNA from Caenorhabditis bovis, 1683 nucleotides. The record is from the annotation of a GenBank genome assembly. Lineage: Eukaryota; Metazoa; Nematoda; Chromadorea; Rhabditida; Rhabditidae.